CAGACCAGAAUAGGGUCAGCUUUUUUUUUUUAAGUUAGUCCAAACGUACAAAGGGUAGAAAUAAGUCCCCAGGAGUGUUUAACUCUAAGGUUAAUUUUUUAAGGCAGAUGAUAAAACUGGAGAAUACACCGUACCCCUGUGGAGUCAGGCAGUAUUCGUAGUUUUAUAUUAUCCUGACGGUGGCAGUCACUUGUAGAAGUGGCAGUGUGCAACAGGCCACUGACACCCAAUCCCUGGGUGGCCAGGACGGCAGGAGAGCACCCGGUCGCGGUCUCAGGCUGCUGAGCAGGCGGAGGAAGCUCGCGCCUCAAACGACUCCCAAAGCCCGGCCCGGUGCGUAGCAGGGGAGCGCCGCUCACGUUCCAGCAAACUCGCCCGGCCGCGAGCCUGCGGCCUCCGGUCCCCAGGUGGCGCUGUGGGCUCGCGGAGGAGGCCGCGGCACGAGCGAGCGUCGUCUCCCUGGUGCGCAUGCUCGGCGCCGCUGCGGGCUGGUUGUUUUUUUUGUUUGUUUUUUUUUUUUCUUUUUUUUUUUUUCUCCCGGGCGGCCCGGCGGCUGCGUACUGGCUGUGGGAUGGGAAGUGAAGCCCCAGCGAGCGGCUGCAGCGGGGCCGUGAGGAGCAGCCAGGGGGAGGCGGCGGCGGCGGCGAGUCGGUGAGCAGCUGGGAAGAGCAGAGCCGGGGCGGAGCACCUGCAGGCGCGGGCGGCGGCCCCACCAUGGCGAUUCGCAAGAAGAGCACCAAGAGCCCCCCGGUGCUGAGCCACGAAUUCGUCCUGCAGAAUCACGCGGACAUCGUCUCCUGUGUGGCGAUGGUCUUCCUGCUGGGGCUCAUGUUUGAGAUAACGGCAAAAGCUUCUAUCAUUUUCGUUACUCUUCAGUACAAUGUCACCCUCCCGGCAACAGAAGAACAAGCUACUGAAUCAGCGUCCCUUUAUUACUAUGGUAUCAAAGAUUUGGCUACAGUUUUCUUCUACAUGCUAGUGGCGAUAAUUAUUCAUGCCGUUAUUCAGGAGUAUAUGUUGGAUAAAAUUAACAGGCGAAUGCACUUCUCCAAAACGAAACACAGCAAGUUUAAUGAAUCUGGUCAGCUUAGUGCAUUCUACCUUUUUGCCUGUGUUUGGGGCAUAUUCAUUCUAAUCUCUGAAAACUACAUCUCAGACCCAACUAUCUUAUGGAGGGCUUAUCCCCAUAACCUGAUGACGUUUCAAAUGAAGUUUUUCUACAUAUCACAGCUGGCUUACUGGCUUCAUGCUUUUCCUGAACUCUACUUCCAGAAAACCAAAAAAGAGGAUAUUCCUCGUCAGCUUGUCUACAUUGGUCUUUACCUCUUCCACAUUGCUGGAGCUUACCUUUUGAACUUGAAUCAUCUAGGACUUGUUCUUCUGGUGCUACAUUAUUUUGUUGAAUUUCUGUUCCACAUUUCCCGCUUGUUUUAUUUUAGCAAUGAAAAGUAUCAGAAAGGAUUUUCUCUGUGGGCAGUUCUUUUUGUUUUUGGAAGACUUCUGACUUUAAUUCUUUCAGUACUGACUGUUGGUUUUGGCCUUGCAAGAGCAGAGAAUCAGAAGCUGGAUUUCAGUACUGGAAACUUCAAUGUGUUGGCUGUUAGAAUUGCUGUUCUGGCAUCCAUUUGCAUUACUCAAGCAUUCAUGAUGUGGAAGUUCAUUAAUUUUCAGCUUCGGAGGUGGAGGGAACAUUCUGCUUUUCAGGCAUCAGCUGUGAAGAAGAAACCAACGGUAACUAAAGGCAGAUCUUCUAAAAAAGGAACAGAAAAUGGUGUAAAUGGAACAUUAACUUCAAAUGUAGCAGACUCUCCCCGGAAUAGAAAAGAGAAAUCUUCAUAAUGAAUUAUAAACUAAUUGAUUAAUGUCCCCAAAGAAAUCUGCUUUCUACUAUAUCUUUCAGCAUUAGAGAUUUUUCUGUUCUUGAAAAUACAGUCUGUGCUCUUUGAUUUUUGCUAUUGUACUGUUUCAUGCAUUUUUUUAAUGGGCAUUUGAGGGGAGGAUUAUUGCUAUGAAUGAAAAAAAUAUUUUAGCUUAGACUAAGCUACCUGCCUUCAAAAUAGUUUAGGGACCACCAUCAUGUUUUAUUUUGUUUUUAUUUUUGAACAUUUUUCUAAUGAUUUGGAGAGAAAACUAUUUACAAAAAUUCCACAUAUCAGUGAUACAAUUUCUUGCUGUCACCAAUUUUUUAUAAUAGCAGAGUGGCCUGUUCUAAGAAGGCCAUAUUUUUUAAGUUAUCUUUCAGGGUAAAAUGGAAAUACUAUAAAGUUGGAUGUCAAACUUUAAUAUGUUUUCAGUGUUCUCUAAUUUUUAGGAAUUUUUGUAACCUUUACACCUGGAAAAAAAGAUUUGUAAAAUCACCAAAACAAUUGUGUGCUUCAUUUUAUAGGUAGUGGUUAUUAGUAUUACAUCCCUAUUUUAAAAACAAAAACAUAAUGGUUACAACAUGUGGAGUUUUAUUGACAUACAUAUUAAAUCAAAGUAUAUUCUUAAAAGUACUUGUGAAGCAAAAUCUUUCUUGUGCAUUUUCAAUACUUGUAACCUGGAAAUCAGAAAAUAUUUACUAUGAACAGGAAAAUCGGACUUAUAUAGCCCUUUUUGAUAUGUUUAUUAAUAAUGAUUCUUAAUGGGGCUCAUAAUAAGUUUAAUAUGCACAGCAUCUUAGAAAAGUUUAACCUGCACACCCUUUUAAAACAUAAUGCCUACUUGAUUUAUAUCUAUAAAAAGAAUGUCAGGUAAUUAUAUUUGGAAAACAUUUAAUGCACUAACUUUAAAGAAACUGAAAAUUCAGGUGGAUAAAUAGUCUUACAAAAGACAAUGUGCUUUAUGUUAUACCUAUAGCUUUGGUCCCAUCUUUGAUUGAGAAACAUUUAUCUGUAUAAAACAUAUUUUUGGAUAAAUAUAUAUAUAUAUAUAUUUGUAUCUCUACAGAAAGGCUCUAAAAAGCAUUUGAGGAAAAUAUUUGGUUCCCUUUUCUAUAAUUAUCCUUUAAGAUCCGUAUAGCUGCAUUUGGUUUAUUCAUUGUAUUUGCAGUAUAUAUAUUGUUCCUUUCAGUGUUCACAUCUUGUUCCCCAUUUCUCACUUGUGUCACCACCUGUUUGUGCCAUUUUUAGUGUAAAAGUUGCAGACCUAUUAGAUCUGCAGUUUAAGUUGCCAUGCUGCUAGGAAGUUGUCCUUUUUCUUUCCAGCUGUUUACCUACUUCCUGGAAAAAGUAGUAGCUCUCUGUAGCAUUAUGGAGUUUCAGUGGAACCAAAUCUUUGCCAUUAAAAACUGGCAUUAUACUGAACUAUACAUUGAGAAAUCAAUCAAAAUAAAAAUUUUUACUUUCACAAGUUG
This is a messenger RNA of Rhinopithecus roxellana (golden snub-nosed monkey), 3334 nucleotides long. RefSeq names its product translocation associated membrane protein 1 (gene TRAM1). Gene Ontology annotation, cellular component: endoplasmic reticulum membrane. Gene Ontology annotation, biological process: protein insertion into ER membrane; SRP-dependent cotranslational protein targeting to membrane, translocation. The record is from RefSeq and is a predicted model, not a curated record. Bases 715 to 1839 code for a protein of 374 amino acids. Lineage: Eukaryota; Metazoa; Chordata; Mammalia; Primates; Cercopithecidae. The transcript is spliced from 11 exons.